UAUCUCUAUCUGUCGGAAAAAGACAAAUAUGUCAGAUUUUCGCGCCAACUAGCGGUGAGCACGGAGCCACUGGAAACUUAGUAUUUUUAAAGUAAUAUAUUCCCUUUUUACGUCGGUGCUUUUAAAACGAAUACUAAGUUAAUAAACAAUAAUUCUUCUAUCGACAAACCAAGUAUAAUGUUUUAAUUCUAUAUUGUUGUAGAGUCAUCAAGACUUUCGAAAAUCUAUGGUAAACAUGCUUCGAAAAUUGUUCCAUCAACACAUUUUUUAAAAGUAGUUGGUGUAAUAAUUAUUCAUUUGUACUUUGAGUCUACAAGUGUUUACAUACGAAAGACAAUGAAUGGCCAUGAUAGCAAAACGCAGGUAUUAGAAAUGAACAGUAAUUUGUCAGAUUCCGACAUAGACGGUGAUAAUACAAGUGAUGUAGUUCCUAAAAACAACUCCGCGAGUGUUAAACUAAACUUUGAGUCAAGUGAUGAAGAGUGUGCAUCUGUGUCGCGAGUUAAGAAGAGAUUGCAACGCUUUACAGACAGUGAUAGUGACGUUGAGACAGAUGUCCAGGAAACAAAUAAGGUCUCAGGUGCAAAUGAAAUAAAAAAUAAAAUCUCAACCAGUGAACAGAGUGAGUCAAAUGAUUCCGAUUCUGACUCUGAUAAUCAUCAAUCUAACAAAAAUGAAGAACAACAAUUAAGAAUGAAAAACAAAAGGAAUAAACUAAGACAGAAGUUCAAGAGCUUGGUCACUUCAAGAUCUAAGGAGACCUCUAAAGUAUUACCUGAUAGUGAAAAAGAACAAAAUCAUAGUAAUUCUGAUGAAUCUAUGGAUGAGGAAACUUUUCUUAAUAAUGAACAGGAAACCAACAACAGCAUGCCAUUUAAAUCAUCUAUUUGUGAUCCUGAUACAUCAGAUGAGGAGAACAUAAAUGAUAAAAAACAAAAACAUGUGUCAAAAUUACACCAAAGGAAGUCAACAAAACCUGUAUCACCGAAGCCAUUGAGGAUGUCAGCAAAACAAGCAAUGGAAAAUAUGCAAAAGAUAAGAAGUGAGUCAAAUCGGUUACUAAGAGAAAGGGAGAUUUCACUACCAUAUCACAGACCUAAAGCAUUCUCCUUAAAAGAUAUUAUGAGCAGGAGAAAACCUGCUAUAUCUGCUGAUGGCAAAGCUCUCCCAAUAAAGAUGAACACAGAACAAUUGAAGGAAUAUGCCCAAAUCCUGGAACAACGACAAAAAGAGAUUAUGGACCUUUGUAAAAGUGAGAGUGAUGAAGAACAGGACAAUUGUGACACAGCUUUUAAUCAAAAAGAAUCAUUGGAGACCACAAAUGAUCAAUGCACUGAAAAUAAUAAAGAUAAUUCCACUAAUGUGCAAGCAGCCGAUUUAACUUUAGCCAAAGAUAUCCCUUUACAAAAAGAAACUGAAUUAACCAAUAUUGAUGGUGUUUGUGAUAAAAACAUGAAACAAGAUAAUAGUUCAAAUAUUAUGGAAGUUGAUACACAAUGUUCCUCAGAAGAUAAUUUAUUAGCUAUUAAUAAUAAUUUAAAUAAAGAAAAUGAAGAACCAAAUAUACAUAAGAUUGCAAAAAAUGAUACUUUGGUAGAGAAUGUGACACAGAAUCUGGAUGUAACAGACAAAUCUGUCAAUGAAGAAAUAGCAAAAAUCCCAACGGAACCUGAAAGUCAAAUAAUUAAUUUGCAUUAUGAUUCUGAAAAUACUCUUAAUGACAAACUUGUUAUUGAUGGAAGUAAUAGUGAGAUACUCAAGAAAGAUGAAUUUGAACUACGAGAUAAUGAUUCCUCUGAUGAUAUUGACAUGGAUUAUAUUGAUCAGCUUAUUGAAAAUGCAGACAACACAAAAGAUAAAACCUAUGAAAAUACUGCAAAAUCUUCCACACUCAGCACUACAGCAGUACCUCUUGAUAUUAAACCUAAACUAACUGGAGCUCCAGGCAUGGUAAUUGAUUUGGACGGUAAUGAAUCUAUCACAUGUAAGAAGAUGUCUGGUGUUGAAUUAUUAAAAGAGAGAUUCACCUUUUUUGCAAAAUUAAAAACACCAGAAGAAUUGGAAAGAGAAAAUGAAAAGAAAUUGAAACCAGGUGUACAGCAUCUGAAGUUAAAACAAGAGCUUGAGAAUAUUAUUGCAGAGCAGAGAUCUCUGGAAUGGGCUAAACGUUUGAACGAAGAGAAGCAAAAGCAAAUGGAAUUGAAAGAACUCAGAGGCGAAGAAUCUGACGCAGAAGAGGAUAUUGAAAAAAUUGAGGCAUUGAUAGAUGAAAAAGACGUUGCACAAGGAGAAACGUCUGAAGAGGGUGAAAGUGAACCUGAGGAAGACGAUUUAGGAGAAAUAAAAGAAAAGCCUAGAAAGAAACAUUCUAUGAUUGAUGAUGAAGCAGAUGAAUCAGAUUGUAAUGAAGAUAUUGAAGAAAAGCAGACUGAUAUUAAUGAGGAUGAAAAUAAAGCAAAUGAUAUAGUCAACGAGGAAAACGACUCGUCUGAUGAAGAAACCAGUAGUGACGAAGCCAGUGAUGAUGAGUCAGAAGAUGAAGAAGAAGUUCCAAAGGUGAAAAAAGGAAGAAUUUUAAAAGCUUUUGUAGACUCUGAUGAUGAAACUGCUAAUGAAAGAGAAAAAACAACCGAUAACAUAAAAGUAAAUGAUGUGAAACCCAUUUUUGUUAAAGACAAAAUAAUAACUGAGAAUAAUAAAGAGAAAGAAAUCACAAAUAAAGAUAUGGGUCCUGAAUGUGAAGUUGGAAGUCAAAUGCAUAAGCAAUCUCAAGAUGACGAAAUACAAUUAGCUCAGCGAAUGGAAUCAGCUUCAGAUGAUAUGUUCGGAAGUCAAGAAAGUGCUUCACUGAUACCGAGAACAUAUUCUCAAGGGGAUGACGACGAAAACGCGUUAGGCACACAAACGUUUUCAAUAUUAAAAUCUACUAAUACUAAUGAUGUGCUGUGUAAUUUAGAAAACUCACAAAAAUUAAGUUUUACACAAACAUUAGAUAGUAAUCUAGACGCAGCUGCAGCUCAUUGUCCCGGAGAGUUCAUAGAAAAUCUGAUUCCUUCCAGUUUAACAUCAAGCCAACCAGCAAUAGAACAGUCUCUGCCAAUUGGUGAAGACGUUUUAGCAUUAUGUACUGGAAACUUUUAUGAUAACCAGUUCAUAUCGCAAUCUGGUGAAAAUAAAGAAAGUGAAAUACAAGAGGCUGUUAAUGAUACUUUCGAUGAUAGUUGGUCUAAGGUCGAUUCUCAGGAAAAGGAAACAGAUACAUCCGUUGCUAGCUGUAAUACGCUAAAAGAUAAUGAAGCACAGCAUAAUGCAAAUAUAAUAGAUAAUGUUGAAAUGAAUAAUAAAGAUCAACCACAAGUAAAAUCUCAACAAAAAGCUGAAGAUCGUAAUCUACUUCAGUCGAUUAUUGACGAAUUAAAUGACGACAAAAUAGAUACAUCAAAGCUAAAUAAAUAUUUUCCAAGCAAAGAUACUCAUAAUGAUGAAAAUGAUAAAUUUAAAAAGAAGUUCGUCAUUGAAUCAGAUGAUGAAAUGAAUGUCGAUGUAACUGAAAAAAAGAAAAAGAAAAAAGUUAAGAAGAAAAAACCCGAACAGCGAGCUUUGCAGAUAUCAGAUGAUGAAGAAGAGGAUUCUUAUGAGGAGGAAGAUCUGGUGCAAGAAAAUGAGGCUGAGCGUAUUGUCGAAUAUGAUUCAGAAGAGAAUGAGAUUGAAGUUAUACAACAAAACCCAAAGAAAAAACGUAAAGCAAUAGAUUUCUUUGAGAACGAAGCUGAGUUGACUUCAGAAGACGAGUGGGUUGGCUCUGGUGAUGAGGAUGAAGCUGGUCUGGAUAGAAUGGAGCGCGAGGAAGGCGACGACGAGACUUUCCACCAAGGGAAACUGCAGAGGGAGCUGGGGCAAAUUCAUAUGCGUGACGUGUUAGAUCAGGACAAAAGAGAAGUGCGACUUAUCCAAGAGUUGCUGUUUGAAGAUGGAGAUUUGGGUGGUGGUAGUCGACAGCGUAAAUUCCGCUGGCGGAAUGCAGAUGGUGAGGAGGGGCCCGACGCCAUAGUGAAUGAUUUUGCGGACACCCAAGAAGAAGAGUUUGAAUCUGAAGAACAAUGGCGGAAACAAAGGCAUGAGAGAGAGACUUUCUUGAGGCAAAUGGAAGAGCAAGAGAAAAAUGAAGAUUCUCCUAAUGUAACCAUCAGUAGAACAAGUAUAAUAAAAGCUAAUUUAACCUCAAAGUCUAUGUCAAGUUUAUUGUUAGAAGUUAAUGAUACCACUAUAAAGAAGACUGAUAUAAUAGAAAACUCCAUGACCAAGGAAAAGCCUUUUAAAGAUAUACCCAAUCCUAUAAAUGGCUUUACUAUUUUGCAGCAAAACUACCACAGUUCACUCCUAACACGCGGGCGUGGUGCUCUUGCGCGCCUCGCCGCUCUCGCCACUCCCCUAGCAGUCGAUGAAGACUCAACUAAAGUCGCUACUGUGGCGCAGAAGAAUCAGCGAAACUUCGUGUUUGCCGCAAUUACUAAAGAGGACAAUGGACCUAAGGUUACGAAAAGGAAAGCCGACAGUAAAAUGGACACACCGAGACUUGUAAAGAAACUAAAGACUAAAGAGAAGAAUGACAAGCUGUUCCCUUACGCAGAAGAGAACGUAAAGGAGUUUCUUGACACAAAAUGGGAGGAAGAUGAUGUGAAGGAAGCAGUGGCGGCGCUGAGGAAGCUGGCCCUCGAAGAUCAGGAGAAGAAUGUCGAGGGAGCAGUCGUUAUCCCUGGCGAGGACGCUUCUAAAGAGGAGCAGAUCGAAGGCCUGGUGAAGAAUGUCAAGUGGCAAAUGUCGUCCGACCGUAAGGCUGGACCGUUGAAGCAGCUUCAAGGACUCAUUUGGAAACAAGGAUACGACAAAGGCGACAUUAAAGGACACGUAUACGACGACGUCCUACCGGCCCUCGAACAAUGGCGCUCUGUACAGGGGCACAAAAUCUACAUUUACUCAUCGGGCUCGGUCCAAGCUCAAAAACUACUGUUCGGCCUGUCUUCCUCCGGUGACUUGCUGCCGCACAUCGACGGCCAUUUCGACACCGCGGUGGGCGCCAAGCAGGAGGAAUCGAGCUACAAAGCUAUAGCUGAGAAAAUUGAUUGCAAGCUCGAUGAGAUUCUAUUUUUAACCGAUAUUGUGAAAGAGGCAGAGGCGGCUCGCGCGGCCGGCAUGUUCGCGGCGCUGGUGAGCCGCGAGGGCAACGCGCCGCUCCCCGCCGACGCCGCCGCCGCCUACCCCGUGCUGCACAGCCUGGCGCAGCUCACCGCCACCAACAAGCGCAAGCCCGACACCCAGGAUGAACAACCGGCAAAAGUGCCUAAAACUGAAACUGAAGGCGAUGUCAAAACUACUGCUGAUGAAAUUGUUGAAAAGUCCUCUGAAGUACCUGAGAAAGCCGCUGAACCUGAAGUAGAGAAAAUGGAAGUUGAAGAUAAACCUGAUGAAGUCCAGGAAAGCAAACCAGAGGCAGUAGUAGAAACACCAGUCCAAGUGGAAACUGUGAUUGAGGAAGUUGUGGACAAAACGGAAGCUGCCACAGCUGAAGUGGAAAUGAAUCCAGUGGUACAGGAAGUCUCAGACAAGCCCGAAGAAUCCAAAUCUGAGAAGAUGGAAAUAGAAGCUAUCGAAAAAGAAGAGGAGAAACCUGCCGAGGAUAAUACGAAUGAGUCCAAAGAUAAAGUCAAAGAUAAGAAUGACGAUGAGAAAACGGCCCCUGUGGCUGAAGAGACUCCACCAACGGUUAUUACAGAAAUAGAGGAAAUGACUGAUGAUAAACAAAAUUCCAGUGAAGUUGCAGAAGUUAUUGAUAUUGAACCGAUAGUUGAAGAGCCCCCGGCAACUGAAGAUAUUGAAGAUCUUAAAAAUGUGGGUGAAGUACUAGAGAAAGAGUGUGAUGAGAUUCUAUCCAAGGUCCAAGACGUUACUAACUUGGAUAAUAUACCCUUAAAACCCUUACAUCCUAUUGUUGAAGAAACUAUGGAAACUGAAAAUAUUGAUUCGAACGAUAUUGUUGAUAAAAUUUUAGAUACGGAAAUGGAGAUGGCUAUGAAACCAUGUGAAGCUGUUCCAGUUAGUACGGAAGUAGCGGAAGUGGCCGAAGUAAAAACGGACACGGAUGAAAAAUUCAAGAAAGCCGAUCCGGAUGCCGAGGCUGUUAAGGACGACAAACACGUAGAAAUGGUUCCAGAAGAAAAGAAAGAAGAGUUAAAAGAGGUUGAAACAGUUGUUCCUACAGAUAAGUCAAAAGAUAAAAUAAAUGAAAAAGAGGAAACAAAACCAGAAGCUGUAGUAGAAAACGCGACAUGUACAGAUGUUAAGACACCUGAAGUGGAGAACAGUAAAGCGACACCAGGCGAAACCACAAUGGAUACAGAAGUAAAAGCUGGAGAGAGUAAAGCAAAUACAGAUGAAAGCAAAACAGAUGAAAAAUGUGAAUUGGGAGACAACGUAGAAGUGCAAAAGGCAGAUGCUGCCAAUUCAGACCCUGUAAGUAAAGAAUCACCUGUAGAAAGUUCAACCGAGAAGGAUGUUGCAGAAACAAAGGAAGAAAGCACUGAAGAAGUUAAAGCUGACAGCGAAGUAACAGACGCACAAAUCAACGGUAACACAACAAAUGGUGAUUCUGGAACAGUAAACUUAAACGGAGACGUGAGUAAGGACGAAGAAUUAAGUUCCCGGCUAUCAGUUGAAAAUGGUAAAGAUACAUUAAAUGGUUCAAACGGCAAUUCUGUUGAAGAACAAGGACAAGGUGACAAUAAAGUUGAACUUGGUGUAUCGGACAUUAAAGUGAAGAGCGUCGCCACGGACGAGUCUCGCAGCGAUCCAAUAGAGCAACCCACGGAAGCAUAAAAUAUCUUUUGUCGGACGAUCGGAACAGCAGGGCGUCGCAGCGUUGUUGGUUCACAUCAGAAGAAUGACAAGACUGAGGUUGCUUCCACGCUAAUUGACAUCACUUCCUAGUUUAUACGUGUAUUGAAAUUUCACUGUGUACUGUGCGGUGACGGUUGGUGUACACUGAAAACGCCGAGCAAAUGUAAAUGCACAAAAUUAAUGUUCCGGUGUGUGCAUGACGUAUUAUUUGUCCGUCGCGACUACGAGUUUGUGUUUAUGUGACUCGUGUCGUAAAUAUUCGUCGUAAGUGAUUAAAUCUGUAAAUGUAGGUCAAAAAGCGAUCUUGAUGUACUGUAGGGCGGCAUGGCAAAUAAUAUUUCGUGUUUGCGGUAAGAAAAGACUUGCUAUGUGUGACUGUUGUCAAGUAUUAUGUGAAUAUUACAGUAUUUUUUAACAAGAAUUACUAUUAGUGAGUGCGAACAAAAUAGCGAUAAUGUUCAAUAAUCAGAGUAAACUGAUUGUCCUGUAAGUCACAAUUAGAGUGGCGUUUCGACAUUGAUUCCAAUCAGUUAAACUUAAGAUUACGUCAGUAACGAGAAGACAUUCCUAAUUUAAUGAUGUUAUUCUGGUUUAUUUGAUGUUAGAGCUAUUAUCAAAGACUUAAUAUUUUUUGUAUCAUCUCAUUUUGGUGCUUCAAAUUUGCUGAUCUUACGUGCCAAUACAUGAGCAAAAUUUUGUGAGUGCUUUUUAGAUAUGCUGUAAGAUUUAGUAUUUAGUGGAUUAUCGGUCUCGGAAAAUUGAUUAGAAUAUAUUUGAAAUAUAUCAUUAAGGAAUGUUCUGUUAGUGGUAGGUGUAUAUCUGCGAUAUGUUGUUUGGUUAUAAAACGCGAACUCCCCACCGCGAGGCUAACAGUGUGUGUUCUCCGUCACCGACUUUCGUAUUUGACUUAGGUAAGUUCUAUUCGUAAGUAUUAACUGUAUUGUGAUUCUUAAUUAUCGUAUAUUGUAUUACUCGAUUUUCUUAAAUCCACUGCCAAACACUCGUAUUUUCAUUCGCAGUCGGUCUAAUGACAAUGGUUAUGACAGUUCCAGAUGGCAACUUGUGAAUACAUAAUCAUAUUUAUAACAGCAUCCAUAACUUCACCAUGUCGGUGCAAUGUCAAGUCUGGGACACGCGGUACUGUGAUAAUGGACAUGAUAAAGACUGUUUAUUUUUUUUUCAUUUUUUGGUAAUUGUUUUCUGGCUGUGUUAGGUUUAUAUUGGAUGACGAGCGAUAAGGUAUGGUGUAACGUGAAACUGACUGAAAUUUUACUAUGAAAUUGGACGGUAAUGCAAAGCAACACGAGAGAAGCUGUAUAUUUUAAACAAUGACCAAGAUAUAGUUUGUUUUGUGAAGAGUGAAAACAGGAUUUCCGAAUUUGCGUAUAUAAUAUAUUCUUUCGCAAAAAACAAGUAUUAAAAUAAAUAAUAAUUUUAUGAUAAAAGUUUACAUGUUCCCUAAUUAUGAAUUUAUUCCUAAGUCAUUUCUUUUUAAUUAGAAAUAUAGUGAAGGCUGAAUUUAUUUUUUUCGGUUUAUGACUGCAAUUAUUUAUUUAUUGAUAUAAUUUCUAUUCGACAUUGGUAGACUGUAUUUUAUUUCUAAGCUGUAAACGUUCCUGUGUUAGCUAUAAGGCCGAAGCUGUUGUGUUCAGUGAGUUGGAAAUUAAAUAGACCAACUUCGGAUGAAAGUACGAGCCUCUUCGUUUAGACUGAUUUUUUACUAUUCAUACUCUACUCAAUCAUUAUCCCUGAACUGGAUAUAAAUGGUCGAAACGCGUGACAAUUAUCAGAAACUGGGAUAAUGCGUGAGCCCGAGGGGUGCCCUAACAACUAAGUAAAUCAUACAUCGUUUAAGUUGGUACAUUUUAUUGUAAAAAUGAACAAGAAAUCUCAAAAGCAAUUGAAAUGUAUUAGUUUUAACUGUCACCACUAAUGACGUUAAAAUAUAAUGGAUGUAGAAUUUUUC
Molecule: messenger RNA, 8860 nt
Organism: Manduca sexta (tobacco hornworm)
Lineage: Eukaryota; Metazoa; Arthropoda; Insecta; Lepidoptera; Sphingidae
Gene: Enoph
Product: claspin
Exons: 23
Coding region: 337-6873 (2178 amino acids)
Molecular function (GO): magnesium ion binding; acireductone synthase activity
Source: RefSeq, a predicted model, not a curated record